AUGAAGAAGGAAGUGACCCGACUGCUUGAAGCCGACAUUAUCUAUCCAAUCUCGGAUAGUGAGUGGGUUAGUCCAGUACAAGUGGUUCAGAAGAAGUCUGGUGUCACAACAGUGAAGAAUGAGAAUGGGAAACUCAUGGCUACAAGAGUGCAGAAUUCCUGGAGGGUGUGCAUUGACUACAGGCGCUUGAACUUGGCCACUCGGAAGGAUCACUACCCACUACCUUUCAUCGAUCAAAUGCUUGAUCGUCUGUUAGGUUUCUACUGGCAUUUUAUCAAGGACUUCAGUAAGGUUGCACUACCUCUGUCCUGUCUGCUGCAGAAGGACAUAGAGUUUGACUUGAGUGAGGACUGCAUGGAAGUAUUUAACAAGCUGAAGAUUGCCGUGACCCAAGCUCCUAUUGUGAGAGGGCCUGAUUGGAGUAGGCUGUUCGAGAUCAUGUGUGACGCAUCUAAUUAUGCAGUAGGAACGGCACUAGCUCAACGCGAAGGUAAGGACCCUUAUAUUAUUGCUUAUGCUUCUAAAACUUUAGAUGGUGCCCAGUCUAAUUAUACUACCACCGAAAAAGAACUUUUAGCUAUUGUUUUUGCUUUGGAUAAAUUCCGAGCUUAUUUACUUGGAACUAAGGUGGUAGUAUAUUCAGACCAUGCAGCUUUGAAAUACUUGUUAGCUAAGAAAGAGUCUAAACCAAGCUUGCAAGCAAUAUCUGAGGUGGUUCCUUGGUACGCACUCAUAGCUAAUUAUUUGGUUAGUCGUACCUUUCCUCCUAAUUUUUCUAAGCAUCAAAAGGACAAGCUCAAGAGCGAGUCCAAGUAUUAUAUAUGGGAUGACCCAUAUUUAUGGAGAUGUGGUGCUAAACAAAUAAUUAGAAGGCGUGUUCCACAAUCCGAAAUCCAGUCUAUAUUAGAGGCCUGCCACUCUUCUGAGAGCGGUGGACACUUUGGUCCUCAAAGAACUACAAGAAAAAUUUUAGAUUGCGGAUUUUGGUGGCCCACACUUUUUAAGGAUGCUACUGUUGAUUAUGUUUCUAAAUGGGUGGAAGUAAUUCUUACACGUAUUGAUGAUGCUAACAUGGUUGUUUCUUUUGUUAGGAAUAAUAUUAUUUGUUGCUUUGGAUCAACACGAGCAAUCGUGAGUGAUCAAGGCUCUCAUUUUUUUAAUAGAAGAAUGACAGAUUUGUUGAAAAAACAUGGGAUCAUUCACAAGGUGGCGAUGGCUUACCAUCCCCAAACAAAUGGCCAAGUCAAGUUGUCUAAUAGAGAGAUCAAGCGCAUACUAGAAAAGAUUGUUAAACCUCAUUGGAGGGAUUCGAGUACUAGACUUGCAGAUGCGCUAUGGGCUUACCGGACAACUUACUGGCAUGAGUCCGUUCUCCUAGUCUACGGAAAGGCUUGUCACCUUUUGGUAGAAGUGAACACAAAGCUUACUGGACUAUGA
Messenger RNA from Arachis duranensis, 1437 nucleotides. RefSeq lists its product as uncharacterized. Bases 1 to 1437 code for a protein of 478 amino acids. The transcript has 3 exons. NCBI's taxonomy places the organism in Eukaryota, Viridiplantae, Streptophyta, Magnoliopsida, Fabales, Fabaceae. The record is from RefSeq and is a predicted model, not a curated record. Gene Ontology annotation, molecular function: nucleic acid binding. Gene Ontology annotation, biological process: DNA integration.